Messenger RNA from Spirodela intermedia, 2247 nucleotides. The record is from the annotation of a GenBank genome assembly. Lineage: Eukaryota; Viridiplantae; Streptophyta; Magnoliopsida; Alismatales; Araceae.
AUGGCGAGGGAGCACGGUGCUUGUGGCGCCAUUGUUGAGGAGGCGGAAGAGGACACGGAGUUCGGAGUAGGGGGAGGGGGAGGCGGCAGCGGAUUUGGAGUGGGGUCGUCGGGAGGAGAAGGAAUGGCGCAGGGAGUGUUCCACUUUAGGGUGAUGACUGACGAGCAGAUGGAGGUCCUCCGUAAGCAGAUCUCCGUCUACGCUACCAUCUGUCAGCAGCUCGUCGAAAUGCACAAGGCCAUCUACGGUAAGCCUUUUGUUCAUCCAUGUUUCCGCUUCUUCUAUCGUUUGAUCUCCGCUUUUCCUCUGGUGCAUUUCAUCUUUUGUUUCUUUGUUCUCUCAUCCAUUCUUGUCUCCCAUCUUUUAUGAUCUUCUUGCUAAAGCGUUAGAUGCUGACUUGUUACAGUUGUUCGAGCCUACUUUGACAUUGAUAGCAUCCAUGUUUUCGUACCCGCCUCCCUUCGUUCGAUUCCGACUUCAUCUGGUUGAAUCGAUGUUUUCACCCGUGAUUUAUACCGUUUCCUUUUCCCAACGAAUGUUCGCGCUGUUGAUUCCUUUUUUCACCCGAAUUGAUUAAACGUAUCCGGAGUAAGCCCCGUAAAUCUGAAUUCUAUUCCUUCCGCUAUCCUUAAUGGCGAAUUUCAUCCAUGUCUGCGACCUCUAAUGGCGUAUAAUUUAAAACAUGAACCGAAAAACUCAUUGCACUGAAAGUACUUCACGAAUGGCUGUCGCAUUUAUGGACAGACCUUCAACAAUUAGUCUAUGUAAACGACUGGUGUAAGAUGCCUAUGAAGGCACCAGUUCUUGGAUUGCUUUAGCCCAUCCUAGUGAGGCAAUCAUGCUAUGACACUGAUUCGAAGUGAGUGUAUCUCAGCAAGAACAUAGGACAGAUUUUUUAUUUAUAAAAAAUAUUUUUCCUAUUCAUCAUUUGUCGCAAGAUUCAAACAACGAAGCAGCUGCGGAAUCAGGAUAUGACUUUUGGCCGAAGGCAUAUUUUCAGGAUCAUUUUCAGACGCAAUCCAAAAGACUUCUACUGCUCAUUGGAUUUCCUUGAGGAUUCGUUUCCCAGGAAUCCUCCAGUAAUUGUCAAUAGAUACCCUUAUGAAAGUUAAAAAUUUCACAGCUCUGAUAGACACCCUGCGUUGUAGAAUCAUGCCAUGUAACUCUACACCGAUUAGUUCUUAGAUGGCUCCAGAUUACCUUGAACAUGCUAACUAAUGUACAAUCUUUAAAAGAUAGCUACACCCACACUCUUUCACGCAGUGAACAGCGGUGUGGUGAGAGAUCCAGGAGCAUGACCACCCUGGACUCUGAUUAGUAUCUCUCUUUUUUUUUUCUUUUUUGGAAUGAAUAAAUACAGUGGAAUUUCCUUUUCCAAGUCAGAUUGAAGCGCAAGAAAAACACAGAGAAUUGAACCCUCUAAAGCACCGUCGGAUCGAUGACUUGGAGGAAGCGCUGGACCGGAUUCUCUCUAUCUUGUUUUUUCAUUGGACGUGCAGACUGUGAAUGUCUUCACGUUUGUGAAUACCGUUGACAUCUCCGAUUAUAAUCUGAGACUUUAGUUUGUUCUCGAACGUUCGAUGGUCUUGGAGUUUUUGAAGUUGCUGGUAUAAGACUCUCAGGGGAGUUCUUCCAACGCUGCCAGUUGAUUACUCUUUACUUUCUGUUCGUGUUCUAUUUCAGGAACUUGUCCCAGAAACCCACACUGUGAUUCCUCAGCCACUCCAGGAGGCCAUAAGAUGGCUUCAAGGCAGCGCUGGAGCCCAACUCCCGCGCAGCUACUGGUUCUUGAGAGCAUAUUUGACCAGGGUAAUGUAGCCCCCAGCAAGCAGAAGGUGAAGGAGAUAGCCUCCGAGUUGGCAAACCAUGGCCAAAUCUCCGAGACGAACGUCUACAACUGGUUCCAGAAUAGAAGGGCCCGGUUGAAGAGGAAGCAGCCAGCCGCAAUGCCCAGCAAUGUGGAGCCCUAAGUGGAGACCCAGAGUAAGUUGCACCAAACCAGGUGUGAAGUCCAUUCCCUUGAAAACCCAUCUCUCUGGAGAUAUCCUCAAACGCGCAGUGUAUAGAAUUGCACCAAACGUUGACCCUUUGUCUCUCUACAAGAAGGUUCUUCCCGAUUCAUCGGAAACGUUGAUCCAUUCCCUUUCCUUUUUUAUCAUGUUGACCUACCGCUAUUCAGGGGCUGAUCAGCAAAUGGGAAGCUCUGAAGCAGCUGGAAGUUAUGAUCCCUUCAACGUGGACCGGUGA